Dermatophagoides farinae (American house dust mite) is the source of this 3037-nucleotide messenger RNA. Lineage: Eukaryota; Metazoa; Arthropoda; Arachnida; Sarcoptiformes; Pyroglyphidae. The record is from RefSeq and is a predicted model, not a curated record.
UCAAUCAAUUAUUAAACCAACAAUAACAUCAUUAUCAUCAACUACCGGUGGAAUAAUAUCGACAACAACAUUAACCGGAAAUGAUGCCAUAAUCAAUUGUAAUCCAGUAAAUAAUAGUAUUAUUUGUCGACGUAAUAGACGACGUUCAUCUAGUUUAAAAUGUUCAGCAGCAGCAUCAGCAUCGGCAUCGGCAACAACGGUACCAAAUUAUCAAUCAUCUAAAUUUACAACAACAAAUGAUAAUACAACAACAUCUAUUAAUACUGUUAAUAAUGUUCAAGCUGCAGCACGUGCUUGUUAUGAUUUUCUUAUUCGUCCUGAUAGUAAUAAUUAUAUAAUCGAUGCAAUCGAUGAUGAACAAUUGGAACAAUUAUUAUCGGCAAAUAAUGUUAAUAAUAAAUCACCAAUAGUGACAAAUAAUCAACCAUUACGAUUAGGACAGGCUAAAAAAACAACACAACAACGUAUAAUAACCAGUAAUGGUAAAUUACAACAUCAACAAUCAACAACAACAACAGCAACAACAACAACAACAACGGACAAUCAUCAUUAUCAUCAUCAUCAUCAUCAUUUUCAUCCACAUACAGAUAAUAUCAAUUGUUGUUAUCAAUCAACAGCCAUUACAGACGAUUUUAUUAUUGAUGAUUAUAUUACACCGGAAAUAAUGAAUUAUACAAAACAGGAUAAUCAAAAUAAUCAAAAUAAUAAUUCAAUGUUAUCGCAAAAAUCACCGCCAAUGAUUUUUAAAUCAUUUGAAUCAAAUGCAUCAGCUACCGGUGGCAUAUGGGAUAAAGAGGAUAAUAUUAGUCUAUAUGGAACACCGAAAGAAGAAAUGUUACCAAGUCUUGGUGAUUCAAAAGGUCCAUCAUUUAUGCGUAGCCAGAUUGAAGCAUUAUUUCAACCAUCAGAUAAUAAAUUGGCAAUGAAAUUGUUUGGUAGUAAAAAAGCCUUAAUGAAUGAACGGAUGCGUCAAAAAGAAUCCGGAUUAUUCAUCAUUCAUCCAUGCAGUACAUUCAGAUUCUAUUGGGAUCUUUGUAUGCUACUAUUAUUGGUUGCCAAUCUAAUCGUAUUACCGGUAACAAUAUCAUUCUUCAAAGAUGAUCUAUCCACACGUUGGAUUGCCUUCAACAUUUUAUCUGAUACUAUUUUUCUACUCGAUAUUUUAGUCAAUUUUCGAACAGGAAUAAUGAACCCAGAUUUGCCAGAACAAGUGAUUCUAGAUCCAAAACAAAUCGCUCAUGGUUAUAUACGUUCAUGGUUUUUUCUCGAUCUAAUCAGUUCAAUACCAUUGGAUUAUCUUUAUCUUGUUUUUAAUCAAGAUUUUGAUGAUAAUUAUCAAGCAAGCAUUUGGCAAGCUGGCCGUGCAUUACGUAUAUUACGUAUAUUGAAAAUGUUAAGUCUAUUAAGAUUAUUACGUCUUUCACGUUUGGUUCGUUAUGUUAGCCAAUGGGAAGAAGUUUAUAUGUCAAACUUAGCCAAUAUGACAAUGUCAAAAGAUCAAAAAUGUUUUUUCAUUAAUCUAAGCAAAAUACCUGGUUAUAAAAAGUUUCUAAAUAUGGCCAGUGUAUUUAUGAAAAUAUUCAAUCUAAUCUGUAUGAUGUUAUUGAUUGGCCAUUGGAGUGGUUGUCUACAAUUUUUAGUACCAAUGUUACAAGGAUUUCCAACCAAUUCAUGGGUGGCCAUCAAUGAGCUUCAGGAUGCAGAUUGGUUUGAUCAAUAUUCAUGGUCAUUAUUCAAGGCAAUGUCUCAUAUGCUUUGUAUUGGUUAUGGGCGUUUUCCACCACAAAGUAUGACAGAUAUGUGGCUUACAUUGCUCAGUAUGAUUUCUGGUGCCACUUGUUAUGCAUUGUUUCUUGGCCAUACAACUAAUCUUAUUCAAUCACUUGAUUCAUCACGGCGACAAUAUCGUGAAAAGCUCAAACAAGUUGAAGAAUAUAUGGCCUAUAGAAAAUUACCAAGAGAUCUACGUGUACGAAUUGGUGAUUAUUUUGAACAUCGUUAUCAAGGAAAAUUUUUCAAUGAAGAUACAAUUCUUGAUGAAUUAUCCGAAAGAUUACGUGAGGAUGUCAUCAAUUAUAAUUGCAGAGCAUUGGUUGCAUCUGUACCAUUUUUUGCCAAUGCUGAUACCGAUUUUGUUAAUUCGAUUGUUACCCGGCUGAAAUAUGAAGUAUUUCAACCAGGAGAUAUAAUCAUUAAAGAAGGUACAAUUGGUAAUAAAAUGUAUUUCAUACAAGAAGGUAUUGUCGACAUUGUUAUGAUUACCGGUGAGGUUGCCACAAGUCUUUCAGAUGGAUCAUAUUUUGGAGAAAUUUGUCUAUUGACCAACACCCGUAGAGUUGCUAGUGUUCGUGCUGAAACAUAUUGUAAUCUAUUCUCAUUAUCAGUAGAACAUUUUAAUGCCGUAUUAGAUAUGUAUCCAUUAAUGCGUCGUACAAUGGAAUCGAUUGCUGCUGAACGUUUGAAUAAAAUUGGUAAAAAUCCAAGCAUUGUUUGUCCAAGAGAAGAUUUUCAAUCAGAAUUAAAAGCAGUUAGUGAAUUAUUAACAAUGUCAGCACAAAGUCCAAGUGAUGAUAGUGAAAGUGAUGUGUCUAUAUUCAAUAAAAAUCAUUCGAAAAAUAAAUUAAAAGCAUCAUUAUCAUCAUCAAAAUUGCCAAGACCUAAAUCAGAAUCUUGUUUUCCAUUAAUGAAUACAUUAAGUAUUAGUAAUCUUGAUAGUAGUAGUAGUAAAAAUGAUACACAUCAACAACAACAACAACAACAGCCACAACAAUCGACAACACCAACAUCAAUUAAACAGGAUUCAACACCAAGCCUGUUUCAAAGAUCUGGAUCAUUUUUUCGUGUUGGUAAUCGUAAUAAUAAUUCUACACAACAACAACAACAACAACAACAACAUCAUCUGCUAAAAAAUCAAGAGCAAAUUAAUUUAUCUACCUGUAUAACAGUAACAUCACCAUCAACAUCAUCGUUGAAUAAACAAUAGAAAAUCAUCUGUUUUAUCUAGUCUGGAUUUUAUUGAAAGAAUUCUGUGUCAAUU